This is a messenger RNA of Pseudo-nitzschia multistriata, 1942 nucleotides long. Lineage: Eukaryota; Bacillariophyta; Bacillariophyceae; Bacillariales; Bacillariaceae. The record is from the annotation of a GenBank genome assembly.
AACGACAAGUUGUGUUAUUUUUGUCUCUUGCUGGAAUCGGUAUUCAAUUGAAGUGAGAAGUAGGGUACUGCGCACAGUCGGAAUCGGUAUCGGUAUCGGUAUCGGUAAGCGAAGGUCAACUAGCACCAACAGAAGAGGAGAAAAGACAAGAAAAGACAAGACAAAAUGGAAGUCGAACCGAGGACGAUGCGACGUAACAUCCACGAGAAGCACGAGUACCAACGGUACACGGAGAAGACAAAGAGAAAUACCAUGGGAUGGAAUUCGAGAUCUCUUUUGGCAGUGGCCCUGUUCCUGUUCGGCAUUGUACCUGCGGCUGGAAACCCGGUUCUCGGAAACGAACCGGAAGCCAAAGCCUCACUGUGUCGCACCAGGGACUGGUAUGAUUUGUCCCAAACCAUCCGGACACCACCGGGAAUCGGAUCGUCGAAGGCUUCGACAGCAGCAACAGCAGGUUUGACGAAACAAAUACACGCUCCGAUUCUCGGAAUCCCCCGGGGUGGGAGCGGGUCGUUGGGCAGGAGCGGAGGACCCCAACAAAUCAUAGUACACAAGCAGAGAAUCAAACGCGGUGUACGGAGGAACAACUCGUACUACCUAAAGGCGCUCGACGACGAGAUUCUAAGGCUGGAGCAGCAGCUGCGCCGCGUCCACGAGGAAAAACGCACCCUCAUAAAGAGAGCCAGGGCGAAAGCGAAAAGGAAGCCGAAAGCAACCUCGAAAACGAAACCAGCGAGCAACAACAGCAACAACAACAACAACAACAACAACGAGCAAAAACAAGAGGCCGAGGACGAGGAGCAGCUCUUGCGUCUCGCCAACCUGGAGCGCCUCGAAAACGAACGGGACGCGCUGCUCCGGGCCAGGGACCAGCUCGAAUCCCUCAAAGCCGAUUGCGAAGAAAAGCAAAGGGCGCUCGAAUCCGAACUGACGAAAGAGGGCGCAAAGCGGAGGGAGAAAGAGCGGUCCCUCCGGAAGAAGGUCGGGGAGCUCGAGGCCACCAUCCGAAAGACCACGCGGGCGGGGGCGACCGUUGGUGGGAACAGCCCCGAGCUCGAUGAGGCGAUCCGCGCCGCCUGCCAAGCCGCGAUCGAGGGAUUCUGGGCACACGCCACCGAGCGGCUCCGCCAACACGAAGCCGACCUCCGGGUCCGCCACAACCAAGAACUCGAGGACGAACAGAAUUUUGCCAAGGCGGCCCUGAAAAAGCAAAAGGAAAAGAUGCGGGCCCUGGCGAGGGCGAUGGCCGUCCGGGAGCAAGAGCUGUGGGAAAAGCGAAAGGGAGAAUCGCUGUCGACCAAGGGACGAAAGAGGGAGGAACCCUCGGGACCGAAGGCCCGGGCACGAGCGAGAGCGCCCGACGAAAAGGAGAGAGAGAAAGACGAAACCCUCCGGCUGAGAGCCAUACGGGAGGAAGCGGAACGAAAGUCGAGGGAGGAAGAGGAGCGCCUCUGGCUCGAGCUCGAGCGUGGUUUGAAGGAGGAGCGGGAGCAACUCGAGCGGCAAAAGAAGCGAGAAGAGGAGGAGAGGAGACUCUGCGAGCGGGAGGAGCGGGAGCGGCAGCGAAUAUUACAGAUGCACGCCAUGGAAGAAAAGCGGCAGCAGGAGGAACACCAACACCAACAAGAACAAGCACCGCCGGGCCCCGAACCGAGCCGGGGGUUUUGGGCGUCCCUGCGCCGCCGGAGGUCGGCUCCUUCGAGCGAGGGACGGCCUUGCGAAAAACCCCUGCCAUCGCCGAUCGAGAACUACCGCCAUAGGGUUCCGUGGCAACCAGUCUUUCUCCCGCCCAAGGAACUGGUCCGACUCACAACCCCGGCUGCUGCGCUGGAUCCGUAACGAAUGGGACAGGAACCAGAGACAGGCGGGCACGAAGGCACGCACGCUCGCACGCAUGCCUGCCUGCCUGCAUGUGCCCGUGAAAUAGAAUCGAUAAACCGAC